This is a messenger RNA of Amaranthus tricolor (Joseph's coat), 2340 nucleotides long. RefSeq names its product probable serine/threonine-protein kinase PBL19. Bases 560 to 1858 code for a protein of 432 amino acids. Gene Ontology annotation, molecular function: protein kinase activity; ATP binding. The record is from RefSeq and is a predicted model, not a curated record. The transcript is spliced from 4 exons. Lineage: Eukaryota; Viridiplantae; Streptophyta; Magnoliopsida; Caryophyllales; Amaranthaceae. Gene Ontology annotation, biological process: protein phosphorylation.
CAAGACUACAAAGAAGAGGCAAUUUCUUUCAAAACUCAACAAACACACGUCAACUUUCCCCGGAAUUCAUUUCAAUUUGCUGUCACCAACGGCUAACCCCACCAUUUCUGUCGUCUUCUUCUUCUUUCUACUGCUAUAUUUAUCUCUUGUCAACUCUUACUCCUUUUCCCGCAAUAUUCAACUACCUAUAAUCCAAUUCAUGUCUUUCUUCUUCAUAUUCUUCAAUUCAAUUCCUUAGAUUAUUCAACAUCCUUUCAGUUUUUACUCAAAAAAGAUUUCAUCUUUUUAGUAUAAAACUUGUCAUACUUGUUUUGCUUCAUUCAUACACAUAUCUAUCUUUUAAAAUUCUUACCAAAGUUUACAUCUUUCAAAUGGGUUUUUUUUCCUAGAUAAAAGGGUAUUUUCUAGAACCUUUUUUUAUUCAUUAUAUAUAUAUAUAAAAAAAAAAAGAAAGUCAGCAAACUACAUUUGAAAUUGAAAAUUUCUGUAGGAUGAAAAGAACAAAGAGUUGAAUAUAUCAUCAUUUAAAAAGUGUUUGAGAAAAUAUCUGAUAGAAGAAAUGAAGUGUUUUUAUUACUUAAAAGAGAAAGCUCGUUCAAGGGCCCACAAAUCAGCCCCUCAAUUGAGGAACCCAGUAAGCAAAUCUGAUGAUUCUGUUUCUGGUUCAAGCGGGGGAGUGUUGAAAUCAACUGGGUCAGAGUUUAAUCGACGUGGGAUUUGUGAUUUGUAUGAAGAAAAGGGUAGUAAUUUGAGGGUUUUUACAUAUACAGAGCUUAGGAUUGCUACUAAUGAUUUUAGUAGGAAAUUGAAGAUUGGUGAAGGUGGAUUUGGUUGUGUUUAUCAAGGUAAAAUUAAGGCUGUUGAUGGAGAAGGUGACCCUACAUUGGUUGCUAUUAAGAAGCUUAAUAAAGAUGGAUUUCAGGGUCAUAAACAAUGGUUAGCCGAAGUUCAAUUCCUCGGCGUUGUGGAACACCCUAAUCUCGUCAAACUCAUAGGAUAUUGUGCGGUGGAUGGUGAGCGAGGGAUACAGAGAUUACUCGUGUAUGAAUACAUGCCCAACGGAAGUUUGGAAGAUCACCUUUUCAAGAAGUCUUACUCGGCUCUUCCUUGGGAAAAAAGAAUGCAGAUCAUUCUCGGAGCUGCUCGAGGAUUAGCUUACUUACAUGAAGAUUUAGAAGUGCAGGUGAUAUUUCGUGAUUUCAAGACGUCAAAUGUGCUGUUAGAUGAGAAUUUUAAGGCGAAGUUGUCAGAUUUCGGGCUUGCUAGGGAAGGUCCAACUCCGGGAAGUAGUCAUGUUUCAACUGCUGUUGUUGGCACGCAUGGCUAUGCUGCUCCGGAUUAUAUAGAAACUGGUCGUCUUUCAUCUAAGAGUGAUGUUUGGACUUUCGGGGUUGUAUUGUAUGAAAUUCUAACUGGAAGACGAUCAUUAGAAAGAAGCCUCCCAAAACCCGAACAAAAGCUUUUGGACUGGGUGAAACAAUUUCCUGCUGAUAGCAAAAAGUUCACCAAGAUAAUGGAUCCACGUUUGGGCGACCAAUAUUCGUUGAGUGCAGCUCGACGAAUAGCAAAAUUAGCAGACAGUUGUUUAGUGAAGGGUUCCAAAGAUAGGCCGACCAUGAUCGAAGUGGUUGAUAAACUAAAACAAAUAAUAAAGACAACAACAGAUGAUGGAAGUAGUAGCAGCAACAGGAGCAGUUCGAGUGAGAAUGAAGUUGGUGAUUCCGAGAAGAAGGGGAAGCAAAUUGGGAUCUCGGAAUCUGCUAGAAGACGGUUUGAUCAUCUUGCUAAACUCGGUGAGCAGGUGGACGGCCUUAGUAAGAAAAGAUUCUUGAUCAUGCAAAGAGCUAAGGUAUCAUGAUUCGGUUUAUCGCAGUAAAGAGAAGAUAUUGACAUGAAUUAAGCAGCAGCUAAACAUGAUAUUAGAGAAUCAUGAGUUUUAGACGGCUGCUCGACUUAACAUUGUUGCACUUUUGACAUAAAGAUGAGCAUUGUUGGAGCUCUGAAGAUAACUAUUAAGUUUGUACGCGAAUUUGCACUUCUUAUUUAUGUGAAGUUGCAGAUGAUGUUUGCUACUAAAGAUUAACUAGAAAUCUCUUUUUGUAAAGAACAAGGAUAAUACUGCACACAUCCGAUCCUACAAACCCGCUUAGGUGGGAGCUAGUGAAUAUCAAUGGAAUAAUUAUAUGUUGUAUGUUCAUAAUAAACCGUUUUGUUAGAGGAAAUAAGAGUGAAGUAUUAAGGUUUUUGGUUCUUGAACUCUCAUUUGUAGAAGGGUGAACACAAAUAUAAACCAAAUGUAUUUCGUUUGUUCUAAUUGGAAGGAUUUUUGGUUGUCAUAAA